Molecule: messenger RNA, 1656 nt
Organism: Paracoccidioides brasiliensis Pb18
Product: chaperone DnaJ
Exons: 3
Coding region: 1-1656 (551 amino acids)
Biological process (GO): response to heat; protein refolding
Cellular component (GO): cytoplasm
Molecular function (GO): ATP binding; heat shock protein binding
Source: RefSeq, a predicted model, not a curated record
AUGAGUGCGGGUGCUCCAAGCAUACCCAAGGUGGCCCUGCUCCCGGCUCGUCUCCUCCAUACGUCACGACACUGCUCCACGCAAUGUGCUGUGAUACGCCCUCAGAUUCAGCCAAAAUUCUUCCAGAAUGACUGCAGAGCUUACCAUGAUAGGCGUCCCCGUAUAGAACCCUUAAAUGACCGUAGCCGUCAUCCGUUUUGCAAGGCCUUUCACUCAUCUUCGCCCUCCCAAGCUACACGCGACCCGUACCGUGUACUCGGAGUAGGGAAGAAUGCAUCUGCCGCAGAAAUUAAACGGGCAUACUACGGACUGGCCAAAAAAUAUCACCCAGAUACGAACAAGGAUGCUAAUGCGAAGGAAAAAUUUGCAGAAGCCCAGUCAGCGUACGAGCUGCUUUCAGAUGCAGAAAAGAGACAAGCAUACGAUCGUUAUGGCUCCGCGGCAUUCGACCAAAAUGGCGGUUUCAAUCCUGGCGCCCAUGACGGUACUGGUGGUCCAUUCUCCGGAGCAGCCACCGGUGGAUUCCACGGGUUUGGCGGCGGGUUCCCUGGUGGUGGGUUCUCUGCGAAUAUAAAUUUCGAGGAUCUUUUUGGUGCCUUUGCGGGUGGUUCGGGGCGGAGGGGUCGGUCGAAGGGUGGGCCGUUCCGGUCUACAGUGGUUGAAGGUGAUGAUAUUGAAGUACAGACAAAUAUCUCAUUCAUGGAUGCGGCCAAAGGAACGACGAAGGAAGUUUUCAUAACUCCCCUUGUUCAGUGCGGUACUUGUGACGGCGAGGGGACAAAACAGGGUACAAAGCGGGCACAAUGCAAAACAUGCAAUGGUACGGGGUCACAAGUUCAUUUCAUCCAGAGUGGAUUUCAUAUGGAAAGUACCUGUUCCUCGUGCGGCGGUGCAGGUGUUUCCAUACCCCGGGGAUCCGAAUGCAAUAUCUGCGGCGGUGAUGGCGUUAUCCGGGAACGAAAAACGGUGCAUGUCAAUAUCCCAGGGGGCGUGGAGGAUGGAAUGCGGUUGCGAGUGCCUGGAGAGGGAGAUAUGCCUCCAGUAGAACCCGGUGCUCAAAUGCGGCGUGGUGAUCUUUAUGUCUUUAUCAAGGUAGCCCCUGAUUCCCGAUUCAGCAGGUCUGGUUCGGAUGUCCUGUACACAGCGCAGAUUCCUCUCACAACGGCACUGCUUGGUGGCGAAGUCACAGUCCCCACGCUUGACAACGAAGUUAAAGUGAAGGUGGCCACGGGAACGGGCACCGGAGACAAAAUCACCCUAUCUGGAAUGGGAAUGCGGAAGCUUGAGGGUCGGCGUGGCCAGCAGGGUGACCUCAAGAUUGAAUUCAAGGUUGCCAUGCCGAAAUACCUGACUGCGAACCAGCGAACCAUUCUGGAAGUGCUUGCUGACGAGAUGGGCGACGACACCGCUCGACGCAUGAUGAACGUCCACAAAUACGACAAGCCUUCCUCUCCCGGCUCUUCCUCGUCGGGCAAAAAAGAUAGCAGCAACAGCAGCACUGCCAGCAGUGACUCACACAAAAAUGAAGGCUUCCUCAAGUCUGCAUGGCACAAACUCAUGCAACACAAUAACGGCAACAAGGACACAGGGUCUGAUGGCAAUACCAGCGACGGGAACAAGACCGACGAAUCGAAGAAAGCCUCCGGCUCGGGGUGA